AAGCUCAUCUAUAUUUUCUGUAAACUGCAACAAGUGCAGGAAUAUGUAAACGCCUGACUUGUUUCAAACUCGGCAAAGAUUAGAUUGAGAAAAUGAGACACUCUUUCAUUGUAUUUCAAUUGUUAUGCGGAUUUUAUAGACCAGUGUUUAUGACCGUUGUCGAACAUGUUUUUGAAAGGAAACCCUCAUUUGAUGGAUUUCUCUGCUCACAAUCAUCUAAUAACUGUGUCAAUAAACGAAAUAUGCAGUCUUGUGCGAGAGAGUGCGGUCGUUCAGAAAUGUGCAAAAGUUUCUUUUAUGAUUUUGAUUCAAGAGACUGCUUCAUUUUCGAAACAAUAUUUUCGGAUACUAACGGCUGCCUGAACCGAAAUGGACAUUAUUACCAACUGAAAGGUUUGACAACAGCUUCCUCCAUGACCACCACCACAAGCACAACGAGAACCAUACCAAUUACAACGCCGUCCACCACAACAACACCAAACACCACAACCAGAACAAGUAUCACAGCCAGCACCACAACAACCCAUACAUCAACAACUACAUCCACCCCCACGAGCAGAAGUAGUACCACACCGACCACCAUUAUGACAUCACCUAACACCACCACAACAACAACAACCAGCACAACCUACUCCCCCACUACAUCGACGACAUCAACAGCUUUGAUAACAACAAUACCUUCGGCGUCUACAUCAACAGCUUUGGUCACGACAACUACAUCAAUCGUUACUCCAUGUGAGAUAACAGCUAAUUGUCAAGCAAAUGCGAAUUUGGCUUGUAUCGACGAUACAUGCCAGUGUACAGACUGGCUUCGUUACGACCCGUCUUCGGACAUGUGUUUGACAGACUGUCCCUCGGCUUAUGGCAACACCUAUACUCGACGAGCGGACAAGAUCAUGUGGACUAACGUCAUUAUCCUCGACAUACUCCCUACAACACUGGAAAACUGUUUUGACCAAUGCAGCUCAGAUCUCACUUGUAUGGGCGUGAACUGGAAGGCGUCCGGCCAAUGGUGUGCACUGAAACAGGAAAUAUCAAACUCCUACUUCAUUGAUUCCACUGACUGGGAUUGGUACACUCGAAACUGUUUUUAACACUUGGUGUUUAAUAAUAAAUAUAUGCUUUCAAUGAUAAUACUAAUAGUGUUGAUACUGUAAUAGUUUAUCUGUUUUCUUGAGACAUUGUUUGUCUCGGGCUGAUAGGCCUUGACCCUGGUGUCUUUAAACAAGAUCAAUGUUAACAUUAUGUGGAAUAGGCUUGUCUCUGUAUUUUCAAGUGUAUUAUUGGUUCCCGCGUGAGUGCACAUAAUCGUUGAAUUGUCUUAGUUAUGGCGUUCCUUUCUUUAAAACAGCAAGUAUUCGAGCUUAAAGGAAACUAAAAUAAAUCAAUGAAAACUAUAGGGACCAUCCCGGUAGUCAAACAUUUAACAAAGACCUUGUAAAUAUUGUAUAACCUUAUUAUCGUUGACCCUAGAGUCCAAAUGCAAACACCUUGUGUUUCAAAAUGUGAAUCAUUCUGUUAAGUUAUUUUCCUAAUACUAAGUAUAUUAACUCUUGUGUCGGAAUGGUAAAAAGAGAGAGUUGCCUAACCGUGCUUUAAAUAUCGUGUUUAUAAAGUACAUCGCUAUUCACCUAAACAUACGGAAAUGUUUAAACGUUGCUCUUUAUUCAACAAAUCACAUAACAGUAACUUUACCCAGAGGCUUCGUCAUUGAAAUUAUACAUUCUUGCUGUAGCGCUUAUCAAUAAGUACAAUAGUUCGAGUUGUAGGUGCAGGAGCAAAUAAGUAUACAUCCAAUUAUGUUAAUGCAAGCAAGUUAAUGCCGUUUAUAUGCAAUACCAUCUUUGUUACUAAGGAAACUCAUAAGAUCUAAAUUCUUGCAUGUCGUAAUCAUAAGAAUAUGGGUUCAACAAUGAUGUAAUAUCAAUAUUGGAUAAACAAAAUACAAAAUGUUCCCAUAUAAUUGUGGCAUACAUUAUUUGGAAUAAAUGGUUAGCAGAAAAUGACCGCCAAAUUUUGUUUAAAAUCCGACUGAAAUAUAAUCGAAAUAAUCUGUUGGUUACAGAUUGUAAAUGAAUUAAUAAUUGGCAGACCAUAUUUCUUUAUAAUAAUGCAUAAGGCAAAGCCAUGCUACCAGCAAACAUGCCUGCAAAGAUUGUUACUGCACAAAUGAAAUUGUGUAGCAUCGAUCAAUAAUAAGCCUGUGAUGAAUGCCAUUUCAAAUGACAUUCUAGUUUCCUUCCAUAACGAAUGAAAAACACAAUAACAAAGAAAUUCAAUUACUAGAAUUUAUGCAAUUGGAGCAAAUGCAAUAUUGACCUUCUCAUACUGUGCCAAAAUGAGCUUCGCGAAUUUGUUAAGCGAAACAAUUUCCGUUUAAUUUUCUUGAUACGGUUCAUUUAUAUUGUUUGUUAGUACAAUUACAGUCAUUGAUCAGUGUGUAUGAAACAAAAGAAGAGAUAUCACCGGAAAGCUAUGCUUAACUUAAGGAUUUAGAAUUUGUUUAUCAUGAAUUGUUAUUUACUUUAAGAAGUUGAUGAUCUUUAAAAUAUCGGAAAGAUUACCCAGUCAAUCGUUGAAAUGAGUUUUCAUUCUGAAUACAAUCUGCCUUGAGUCUUUUUUUCAAAUGUGAAAACGUGUUUGCUUUUUCUUUCUAGAUCGCACAAUUUCAACUCGUUUUUUCUUCGCUUAAAAUGAUUUUGCCUUACAAAGAAAUGUUAAUGAUGU
Mya arenaria is the source of this 2727-nucleotide messenger RNA. RefSeq lists its product as uncharacterized. Bases 93 to 1094 code for a protein of 333 amino acids. The transcript is spliced from 3 exons. The record is from RefSeq and is a predicted model, not a curated record. Lineage: Eukaryota; Metazoa; Mollusca; Bivalvia; Myida; Myidae.